UUGACAUCAUAUAAUAUUCGAACAUCAACAUAUGAAUACUGGUCUAGUAAUCCAUUAUUGAAAUGUGAUGUUGUUGCUUCAGCUAUGAGCCGUAAACAGUUUCUUGAUAUAAAAUCUAAAAUAAAAUAUUCUAAAACAUGUAAUCAAACUAGUGUUGAUAAAGCUUGGAAUGUUCGUGAUCUUAUCAACAUAUUUAGAAAAAAUAUCCAGCAGUUUGGUUUUUUUUUCAACGGCACUUGUUGUGGAUGAGAUGAUGGUGCGAUUUUUUAGUCGAACUAGUUUGAAGCAGUACUUACCUUCAAAACCGGAUAGAUAUGGUUUAAAAUUUUGGGGACUAUGUGAUGUUAAUGGAUAUAUAUUUGAUUUAGACAUUUACGGUGGUAAGAGAGGUGAUGAAAAAAAUGAAAAAUUGGCUUCAUGUGCUCUUGGUUCUACUGUUGUUUUACAAAUGGUAAACAAGUUGUUGAUGGAUGUUUCAAAAAGAAAAUUGUGUCAAUAUCAUUUGUACAUGGAUAAUUUUUUUACAAGUCCUGAUCUGCUCGUACAUUUGAUGAAAAACGGUCUAAAGGCAACUGGUACUGUACGACGAAACAGAAUAGAAAUAAAGCAUGAAUUUGACAAGAAAGCUGUAAAAGCGGCUUCUGUCAGUCCUAUCAAACCCCUCAAAAGGUAUUCAUCCGAUGUUCGUAAUAAAGCAGAAAUUCGGUUUCCUUCAGCUUUUGUUACUUACAAUAAAUUUAUGGGUGGUGUGGAUACCCAUGAUUUUAGAUGCAAAAAACUGUACCAAAAAUAAAUUCAAAAAAGUGGACAUGGUCAGUUUUUAUUCGACUAAUACAAUCAUCCAUUGUAAAUGCAACAGUUAUUUACAAUAUUUGCAAAGAAGACGGUAAGGUAAAAACCAAAACCAUGGCUAUGAAAGUUAGCGAGUCAUAUUUAUUGGGUAAGUCAAGAAAUUUGAUAGAGCAUAAAUUUGAUUCAAAAGCAAGACGAGUUUGCUCUGUAGAAAAGUGUAUUUUGCGAACAACACGGUAUUGUUUAGAUUGUAACAAUUACUUUUGCGUUAAUUGUUUCCAAAUUAUUCAUAAAUGAAACGCAAAAUACCAUGAAAGACGGUAAGGUAUUUGAAGAAUAAAAGUAAGAUAGAAAUAUAUGAAAAAAUUACAAAAAAAAAACAAAAAAAAACAAACAAAAAAAAACAAAAAAAC
Molecule: messenger RNA, 1205 nt
Organism: Nasonia vitripennis (jewel wasp)
Lineage: Eukaryota; Metazoa; Arthropoda; Insecta; Hymenoptera; Pteromalidae
Product: piggyBac transposable element-derived protein 3
Exons: 2
Coding region: 170-793 (207 amino acids)
Source: RefSeq, a predicted model, not a curated record